CACGUGCACGUGCUAGUGUUUAUUUAUCCUCACAUUUCCGGUUUUCUCAAAGUCCACCUCUUCCUCAAAAAACAGAAAAUCAUCCGAGUGAAGCAUGUUCAAAUUCGGAUUCUCCGACGAUAACUCACCCGCAGCUACGGGGAAUAACGAGACCGCGAAACUCGAUUGGUUCCCAGCCAGGGAAAUUCAAAUAUCCGGAGAGAAAAUUUCCGAGUUACCGGGGGAAGAUGAUACGAUAAAUACUGCAUUCUGUGGUAUUCAUUUGAAGCUCGUGCGUUCGGAUAAUGUGGCCUUCAAUCUUGAAAGUGAUGAGCAUGAAAAUAUUAUUAAAGCUGAGAUGCAACAUUCGGAUUUACUUCCCGCAAUUUACGAAGGUGGUUUGAAAAUCUGGGAAUGCACGAAUGACUUGAGUCAAUACUUAAUCACUCAAAAAGUUGAUUUAAAGAGCAAAAAGGUUCUUGACCUAGGCUGUGGCGCAGGUGUCCUUGGGAUCAUCACUUUAUUGAAAGGAGCUAUCGCCCAUUUCCAGGAUUACAAUUCCGAAGUGAUUCAGUUAGUGACGAUUCCAAAUAUUCUACUGAACCUGAAGGACCGCGAUUUGCUUAAAGAAAAUUGUAGAUUUUUUUCCGGAGAUUGGGCCGCUUUUACGGAAUUAUUUUGCGAGAAAUUUCCGCGCGAGGAGGGGAAGUAUGAUGUGAUAUUGAGCAGCGAGACUAUUUACAAUUCCGAGAAUCAUGAGAAGCUGUAUCAAGUGUUCAAGAGGUGUCUGAAGGAGGAUGGCGUUGGGUACAUAGCUGGAAAAACAUAUUACUUCGGAGUUGGCGGAGGGAUGCGCCAGUUUGAGAAUUUAAUCUCGCAAGAUGGUGCAUUCGAUGUUGAAACCGUGUGGACAAGUGAACAGGGCUUACAACGAGAGAUACUGAAGUUAACGAGACUGAAGCAGUGAUUGUUCGCUAUUGCCCGUACAAAUAAAUAAAUUCCACUAAUAACAAAUUUCAACUAGGCGAACAAUGCGCUCAAGGCGACAGUCUCUCGAAGACCCAUCCGUCCUCCCCCUGGUGAACUAGGAUAUUGUCGAUUUUUUCGUUCGGAUGGGGCCGACGAAAGCGAAUUCUGUCGUGGAGGCGAUCACUCUGGCCCUGCCAGAAUUCCACGGACUUGGGAAUGACGAUGAAACCUCCCCUAAAACAUGAGAGAUUACGUAAAAUUUAAUUUAUAACUCAGCACAUGUUUUUCUUAAAUCUUUCUAUUGGCAUUUUACUCGAAAUUCAUUGAAAUUCUAUUGAAAUUCUACGGA
This is a messenger RNA of Diachasma alloeum, 1297 nucleotides long. RefSeq names its product histidine protein methyltransferase 1 homolog. The record is from RefSeq and is a predicted model, not a curated record. Gene Ontology annotation, biological process: peptidyl-histidine methylation, to form tele-methylhistidine. The transcript has 6 exons. The coding region runs from base 95 to 946 and encodes 283 amino acids. NCBI's taxonomy places the organism in Eukaryota, Metazoa, Arthropoda, Insecta, Hymenoptera, Braconidae. Gene Ontology annotation, molecular function: protein-L-histidine N-tele-methyltransferase activity.